AUGCUCGAUGGUAUUGAUGAGGCAGCCAACAUGAAGCUAGCUGUGGAGGAGUUUGUGACGAAGACUCUGGUCUUGAUGGGCGUUCCUCUCCUGGUGACAUCACGGCCCGAGGGCAUCAGGAAACGCCUCUAUUCCAGGAGCUUUAUCAUCAUGAACUUGCAGCCGCUGAGCGGGGACCAACAGCACAAGAUCAUCGAGAAGCAACUUCAGCAAAAUUCCUUCUUCAAGCACCUUGUGUCUUUCAGCAAGGCCCGGCAAGCUCUGGAGGAAGCCUUCCAAAGCAACUUCCCGGAAUCCAGUGAGGACCGCAGCGCUCUUGAGGCACUUCCGCAGACGGCCGAGGAGGCCGUGGCGCCAGCCACAGCAGUGAUUGAUCACGAAAUCUUCGCGGCCGUGUUUUUCUGUGCGGCUGUGCGCUUGCUGGCGAGCGCGGGGCUAAAUCCAGGAUGCCUGCAGCUUCCACAGGACCCGCAAGACGCAGAGAAGGACGCGGCAGAAAGCCGAGAUGUCCAGAAAAGACUGAGCAUCCAUUCCAAGAAGCUUGGGAUGAUCAAGGCGGACUUCGUGUGUCCCAGCGCCGCCUCACUGGCGAGCCUCUGCAAGACGUUGCUCAAAGGCUUCACGGUGCAAAUCGAUGGAGAACCCGCCAGCCUUCAUGUCGCUCGUCGCUGGAGCUCCUUUCAAGAUCCUGGCCCGACUCGACUGCGGUUCCUGCGCUACGAGCUCAGACUGACAUUCCAGGAUACAUCUCACACCGCUCAGGUGCAGAUCCAUCAUGCAGAGUGCUUGUCUGUGUAUAGGACUUUGCAGAUGCAGGAGCUUUGGACAGCGAUUCGGGUGGUUUCCGUAAGCGGUUACCCUGCUGCGCCGCACACCGGUGCAGGUGGACUUGAGACUUUUGAUACCAUGCUGGAGGCCAGAAUGUCGGUCUUCGACGCCAUCUGCCGCAUCCCCGUGCUCCUAUCGGUGUUGGCCUGUGCCUUUGCCGUGGAGACCCAGCGCCUGCCGCAGAACCUUUAUGACCUCUACGAGAUGGGCAUGCUGUCUACCCUUGAACGGCGGGUUGGAAAGGACAGAGUGCAGGCUGUGCUGGAGAUGCUGCAGGCAAUCGCUGUGGCCAAUCACAUAGCAAAGCGACGUACUUUCCAGGCAGAGGAUCUUCGAGCAGCACUGAAGGAGCCAAGCCAAUUGGCAUUGUGGUCACAGUUGCUGGAGGAUGGCUCUGUUCCUUUGGUCAAGAUCCUGGCCCUGGGCGACAUGACGGGCGAGUUUCAGUUUAGCCACCUCAGUUUCCAGGAGGCUUUGUUCGUCCGAGCUCUCAGCGCCAGCGACCGAGACAGGCAGUUUCGAUGUUUCUGGGGCUCCGACACCUCGCUGAACUCCAGCCUCAAUGACCCCUUCUACCGCAACACCUUCGUCAUUGGUCGGGGCUACCUUGGCGAAGCCUUGGCAAGCUCCCAGCCCUCCUUCAACUUCGACUGCCAGCCACGGCUGUCUGGCCUGGGUCGCGAAGGCCUUCGGCACUUGUUGGCAGGCACUCGAUCGCUCCGGAGCCUGCAUUUGGGGAACGUGGAUCUUGGAGGUCAGAUCUGGGCAGAUCUGGUAAAUUCCAUGCUUCCGGGGCUUUCUCUCCAGGAGCUGGUGCUCAGCCGAUGCCGGCUAUCGGCUGUCAAGCCUCUGGGAGCCUUGCUCAGGGCCUGCCCCAAGUUGCGCCUUUUGGAUUUGGAAGGCAACAAGAAUAUUCUAAAGACUCCUUCCGAGGUGGCCGAGUUGCAGGAAGCAGUUGGGGAGUGUAAGCUCGACCACUUAGAGGUGCUCAGCCUACGAUGGUGUCACAUUUCCGCAUCUUCGGGGACUUGCAUCAAAGGCUUCUUGACGGCCAACUGUCCUGCACUCACCAAGAUAGAUCUCCAGGGAAACCGGGGUCUCUCUCGAAGUUUGUUUGCGGGCACCUUCUUGGCGGCCUGCAUUCAGGGCGGCUAA
This is a messenger RNA of Symbiodinium necroappetens, 1983 nucleotides long. The record is from the annotation of a GenBank genome assembly. NCBI's taxonomy places the organism in Eukaryota, Dinophyceae, Suessiales, Symbiodiniaceae.